AGGAGGGCCCAGAGGGUGAUUGUCGAGUAAAGUUCCCUCUUCCACUUCCUCCCUCCUUGCAACCUGCUAUUCACUGCAGCACAAGGGCUGAUACCCACAUUUGCCCAUCUCUCCCUGCUGUUUGCCUUGGCCUGACUUUCCUUUGCCCCGGGCACUGUCCUCCACUACGGGUCCAGAGCCAUGCAAGCCAUCAAGUGUGUCGUGGUGGGAGACGGAGCUGUGGGAAAAACCUGUCUCCUUAUCAGCUACACCACUAAUGCAUUCCCAGGAGAAUACAUCCCCACUGUGUUUGAUAACUAUUCUGCCAAUGUGAUGGUUGACAGCAAGCCUGUAAAUCUGGGACUAUGGGAUACUGCUGGACAAGAAGACUAUGACAGGCUGAGGCCACUCUCUUACCCGCAGACGGAUGUCUUCCUGAUCUGUUUCUCCCUUGUCAGCCCGGCAUCUUAUGAAAACGUCCGUGCUAAGUGGUUCCCUGAGGUGCGGCACCACUGCCCUAGCACUCCCAUCAUCCUUGUGGGCACAAAGCUGGAUCUUCGUGAUGACAAGGACACCAUUGAGAAGCUGAAGGAGAAGAAGCUAUCCCCCAUUACAUAUCCUCAGGGCCUUGCUCUGGCCAAGGAAAUUGACUCUGUGAAAUACCUCGAGUGCUCGGCUUUGACGCAGCGCGGCCUCAAGACGGUGUUCGACGAGGCCAUCCGAGCAGUCCUCUGUCCACAGCCCACCCGGACAAAGAAACGUGCAUGCAGCCUCCUCUAAGCAAAUCCUGGCCCCAUCCUGACGUCAGGUGCUGCCCAGCACACAGGAGAGUGACGGCUCCCGCUUCCCAGAGCUCAGCACCUUGUGGUAGUCAUUGUGCUUUUUUUUACUUCUGCCGGCUUGAAAGACUGUUGUGGGUCUGUAGCACUGGUGUGUUGGUUUGCACAACUUCCCCACACUCGCCUCACCCCGCCUGCUCCUGCCCUUCUUCCCGGGCCCCUAAGGUUACAGCAUAGUGAAUAAGACCCAAUAAACAGACCAUAUUCUU
Molecule: messenger RNA, 1027 nt
Organism: Neopelma chrysocephalum (saffron-crested tyrant-manakin)
Lineage: Eukaryota; Metazoa; Chordata; Aves; Passeriformes; Pipridae
Gene: RAC2
Product: Rac family small GTPase 2
Exons: 7
Coding region: 181-759 (192 amino acids)
Biological process (GO): small GTPase-mediated signal transduction
Molecular function (GO): GTP binding; GTPase activity
Source: RefSeq, a predicted model, not a curated record